Molecule: messenger RNA, 1002 nt
Organism: Sphaeramia orbicularis (orbiculate cardinalfish)
Lineage: Eukaryota; Metazoa; Chordata; Actinopteri; Kurtiformes; Apogonidae
Product: thyroxine 5-deiodinase-like
Exons: 1
Biological process (GO): thyroid hormone metabolic process
Molecular function (GO): thyroxine 5'-deiodinase activity
Source: RefSeq, a predicted model, not a curated record
AUGAUGCACGACUCCGGUGGUGUCCAAAUGGCGAGGGCGCUGAAGCAUGCAGCCCUGUGCCUGAUGCUGCUGCCCCGGUUCCUCCUGGCCGCCGUCAUGCUUUGGCUUUUGGAUUUCUUGUGCAUUAGGAAAAAAGUGCUGCUGAAGAUGGGAGAGGCGCAGGACAGUCCCGACGACCCACCGGUGUGCGUCUCCGACACAAAUAAGAUGUUUACCUUGGAGUCCCUCAGGGCUGUUUGGUACGGGCAGAAAUUGGACUUCCUCAAAUCUGCGCACCUCGGACGCGCUGCGCCUAAUACCGAGGUGGUGAUGGUCCAGGAACGGAGGAGGGUCCGGAUCCUGGACUGCAUGAAAGGGAAGAGACCUCUCAUUCUUAACUUUGGCAGCUGCUCCUGACCGCCGUUCAUGACGCGUCUGGCGGCGUUUCAGCGCGUCGUCAACCAGUACGCAGAUAUUGCGGACUUUUUAGUUGUAUAUAUCGAAGAGGCGCAUCCGUCAGACGGUUGGGUGAGCACAGACGCGCCUUAUCAGAUCCCCAAGCACCGCUGUUUGGAGGACAGACUGAGAGCCGCUCAGCUGAUGCUGGCGGAGGUGCCCGGCAGUAACAUAGUGGUGGAUGACAUGGAUAACUCAUCCAACGCCGCGUACGGAGCCUACUUUGAAAGACUUUACAUAGUGAGGGAUGAGAGAGUGGUGUACCAGGGAGGCAGAGGGCCAGAGGGAUACCGGAUUUCGGAGCUCAGGAACUGGCUGGAGGAAUACAGGAACGAUCUGGUGAAUUCCCAAACAGCGGUGCUCCAUGUGUAGUAGAAUAGAAGAAGAUGCUGAACUGCUGCUGCUCUGCCCAUUCCGCUUUCAAGUGUCCAACUCACAGUGCAAAAGAUUCAGAUGCUGCUAUAUCCAAUGUUCACACACGGCACAUCAUGUUGUUUUGACAUGCGUUGAGAUGUGAAAGAGACUCUGAAAAAAAAAAAAUAGCCUAAAAGUCGUGUUGAAGCCUGA